ACUUUGGAGUGAUUGAUGUUUUUAAUUUCGGGUGAGAUACACUCACCAUGGUGGCAUCCUGGCCUGCUCACGAACAUCUCGAGCACUUAGCACUCACAGAUGCCUGUCGCAUGACGGAAUGUCGCCUCCCUGGCUAACUCCUGUUGCAACCUCAGAUCCAAGAGACACCGUUCAAUUCACCAGGCUGGGGAGUCAUCGGAAGUCGGACGCUGGUGGCCCGGCAGGGAAAGAAUUGGAGCGAUGCCAGCGGCAGGCGGACGAAGUGACGGAAAUCAUGCUCAACAAUUUUAACAAGGUCCUGGAGCGUGACCACAAGCUGGCAGAGCUGGAGCAGCGCUCAGACCAGCUCCUGGACAUGAGUUCGGCCUUCAGCAAGACAACCAAGACUCUAGCCCAGAAGAAGCGCUGGGAGAACGUUCGGUGCCGGAUCUACUUGGGGCUGGCGGUGGCUGGUGGCCUGCUUAUCAUCCUGAUUGUGUUGCUGGUCAUCUUUCUUCCAGGGAGUGGUGGGAACAGUAGUAAUCCAUAGGCCUAGGAUACAGGCAUUGUCUUAGGGACUGGGGACUGACCCAGCCAGGCCUGGAGGAGAGGCUGAACGACUGUACUGGCCUGUUCUGGUCUCCAGAGAGUCCCGGUGUUUGCUUCUGUCUCGGCCAACCUCGGAGAGUACUGAAGGGCAUCCUGGAUAUGUGCACCCCUGCAUCUCCCAUCAUGCCAUGGACUGACCCUUGAGGGCAGCCUGCUGCUGCACUGGCCCUACUAGGCGACACACUGGAGCUCAGUAAAAGCAGCUGUUUGGUUAAAA
Molecule: messenger RNA, 805 nt
Organism: Peromyscus leucopus (white-footed mouse)
Lineage: Eukaryota; Metazoa; Chordata; Mammalia; Rodentia; Cricetidae
Gene: Vamp5
Product: vesicle associated membrane protein 5
Exons: 3
Coding region: 119-529 (136 amino acids)
Biological process (GO): Golgi to plasma membrane protein transport
Cellular component (GO): plasma membrane
Source: RefSeq, a predicted model, not a curated record